CAUAGUGGCUCAUUUAUCUGCGAUUUACAGCGCAUCUCAUCUUCUGGAUCGCAUUGAAACGCACGUGACGCACAGCGCAGGAGUGUCCCGGGUGUGUCCAUCCACUGUCUCAUGUAUAUAAACCCCUCAGUUCCUCUGUGGAGCCAACAAUCAACAGGCAAGAUGAGUCUCAGUGCUAAAGACAAGGACACCGUGAAAACCUUCUGGGCCAAAGUGGCUCCCAGAGCGGGGGACAUUGGUGCUGAUGCUCUGUCCAGGAUGCUGGUGGUGUACCCGCAGACUAAGACUUAUUUCUCCCACUGGAAGGACCUGAGCCCCGGGUCUGAACCGGUGAUCAAGCACGGAGCCACCGUGAUGGGUGGAGUGGCUGAUGCUGUGUCCAAGAUCGACGACCUGACCGCAGGCCUGAUGGAGCUGAGUCAGCUGCAUGCCUUCACCCUGAGAGUGGAUCCUGCAAACUUCAUGAUCCUGUCUCACAACCUGAUGGUGGUCAUGGCCAUGCAGUUCCCCAGUGACUUCACCCCUGAGGUUCAUGUGUCCAUGGACAAGUUCCUGGCUGCUGUGGCUCUGGCCCUGUCUGAGAAGUACAGAUGAACUGCAGGCAGCAGCUCCAACCUGCAGGGAGACUGACUCUCUGUCAGUGA
Salarias fasciatus (jewelled blenny) is the source of this 644-nucleotide messenger RNA. Its product is annotated as hemoglobin embryonic subunit alpha-like. The transcript has 4 exons. NCBI's taxonomy places the organism in Eukaryota, Metazoa, Chordata, Actinopteri, Blenniiformes, Blenniidae. Gene Ontology annotation, molecular function: oxygen carrier activity; heme binding; haptoglobin binding. The coding region runs from base 112 to 594 and encodes 160 amino acids. Gene Ontology annotation, cellular component: hemoglobin complex; blood microparticle; haptoglobin-hemoglobin complex. The record is from RefSeq and is a predicted model, not a curated record. Gene Ontology annotation, biological process: oxygen transport; hydrogen peroxide catabolic process.